Messenger RNA from Hypoxylon fragiforme, 1960 nucleotides. RefSeq lists its product as uncharacterized. Gene Ontology annotation, molecular function: monoatomic cation transmembrane transporter activity. Gene Ontology annotation, biological process: transmembrane transport; monoatomic cation transport. The transcript is spliced from 9 exons. The record is from RefSeq and is a predicted model, not a curated record. NCBI's taxonomy places the organism in Eukaryota, Fungi, Ascomycota, Sordariomycetes, Xylariales, Hypoxylaceae. The coding region runs from base 489 to 1862 and encodes 457 amino acids. Gene Ontology annotation, cellular component: membrane.
UAUGUAGUAUAACCAACAUAAGCAACACCUCCUUUAAGACUUCUAUGAUGAUAGCAAUGGUAGAGCACGUGCAGAAGGUAUAAGCGAUCGAGGUCAUGCCUUGAUUUCCAUCAUCAUUAUGAUGUGGAGUUGCGCUGGGUUACAUUGCAACGUCAGACCACGGUUGGCUGCCUCAAAUUUCUCUUCCGAGCCACAUUUGGAUAUAAUAUGAAUCUGCUGUGCAGCGAUCGGCCUUCUUCUCUUGGACCCGGAAACAUUUUCUGUAUUGUAUCCCUUUCAGAGCACCAAGCACCAAGCACCAAGCCAAAAAUGGCGAAUCAGAAUACGCAAAGUAACGCUCAGCCCCAAGGUCGGUCACUUUUUUUCUCUUGUCUCGUCUGAUCAUGUCUUGAGGCUCCAUGUAAACAUCCACGUUUGGACUCGGCAAAGUGUUUUGCAUCCUUUUCCAAGACCCUAUCACAGUUGAGGUUAUAGCCUUUCUAAGAAACAUGAAUAAACUAACCUCAGGUGAAGACAACUCUGUAGUAGGAGUAGCCGACCCUGUUGUUUCUACAUCUACAUCUACAUCCGAGGAGUCAAGCUCAACAAAGAAGGUAGACGAGAAGCCGGCUUCAGAUACAACAGUUCCGGACUCUAUUGUUGAGUCUGUCGUCGAGGGACCUCCAGGAAGGACCUCAGCGACCGAUCUCAGCUCACCUGAUCCAUUAAACUUCGGUCGGCAUCGCCGCGAAAAUGUCUCGCAGCGACAGAUGAAAAUCGACCAUCCUAACGGAAACAAGAAGAAGCUGAAGAAGUUUUAUACUAGACAGAAUGAUCUCAUCGACCAAUUUCUAGGUGCCGAUGAUGAGGAACGGCUGCAGGUAGAGGAAGACGUUCGCGUGGCACCUAAGAUUAAGUUCGCGGUCAACGCCUCCUUUACUGUCAACUUCUGUCUCUUCGUAAUUCAGCUUUAUGCUGCCGUUUCGACUGGGUCGCUAUCGCUCUUUGCCACUGCUGCAGAUGCAUUUAUGGACCUCGUGUCGUCUUUUGUAAUGCUUAUAACUUCCCGCCUUGCAGCUAGGGCCAGCAUUUAUAAGUACCCAGUGGGUCGCACCCGGAUCGAAACCAUAGGUAUCAUCCUUUUCUGUGCGUUGAUGACUACGGUUGCCAUCCAAUUACUCGUCGAAUCUGCACGUGCCCUUGGCGGGGGACCUUCCGAAUCUUCUGAACUCCAUAUUAUUCCCAUUGUUUUCGUGAGCAUCGCUAUCUUCGCGAAGGGUAGCUUGAUGCUUUACUGUCUUGCAUAUCGCAAGUAUCCAUCCGUCCAUGUCUUCUUUAUCGAUCACCGCAACGACAUCGUCGUCAAUAUUUUUGGUCUAGUUAUGUCAGUCGUUGGAGACCGAUUCGUUUGGUAUCUUGACCCUAUUGGUGCCAUGUGCAUUGCGCUCCUGAUUCUCUUCUCUUGGGUUGCCAAUGCAUUCGAGCAAGUGUGGCUCCUCGUAGGAAAGUCGGCUCCAAAUGAGUUCGUAUCGAAGCUCAUCUACAUGAGCAUGACCCACGACCCGCAGAUCCGAAAGGUGGAUACGUGCCGAGCAUAUCAUGCCGGACAGAAAUACUACGUCGAGGUCGACAUUGUUAUGGACCAGGAUGUCCCGCUUAAGAUUUCACACGACGUGAGCCAAUCUCUGCAGAGGAAGCUGGAAGGCCUGGGCGACGUUGAACGGGCAUUCGUCCAUGUUGAUUACGAUGCCGAACAUGAUCCGCAUGAGGAGCAUAAACCCCUAUAUGAAAAGAGGCAGAGCCGAACUCUGAAGGACAUUCUUCUUUUUAGGAAGAAGCAAGGUGAGGACGAAUUACGACGAGUGGAGAACACGGAGACGUGAAGUGAACCCUGUCACUCGCUACGAUGCCCAUGAUAGGCAAGAGGUUUGGAGAGAGGCCGGAGUGGAGGCCAGACCUGAGACAUACAUAUGUACGUCUG